Messenger RNA from Bactrocera oleae (olive fruit fly), 1564 nucleotides. It is a transcript of the gene pim, whose product is annotated as pimples. Lineage: Eukaryota; Metazoa; Arthropoda; Insecta; Diptera; Tephritidae. The record is from RefSeq and is a predicted model, not a curated record.
GAUGGCAACUAUAGAAACGAACAAAAUCUGGUGGCGCUUAAAAGCAACUCUGAUUUUGACAUAAGCAAAGCAAAAACAAUUUCAUCGCUAUAACUGAUUUCAAAAAGCAAAUUUAUUAAGUUGGCGCCUAUACGGUGGAUUUCUUUUCUAAAAAGAUUUGAGUAUAUUGAAGAAAACAAAUCGUAAAUACGAUCAUAAAAAUGGCAAAUAUUUGGCAUGAUAAGCGCACCUUUGUGGACGAGAACAAAUUUGUAUCAGCAAAACUACAGCAGACUCAUCCAAGAGUACAUUCUGUAAAAAAGAAGCAGGUUUUUGGCGAGUUGAAAAAUGUAAUGCACAAUCAAAUGGGCAUAACUCCGCUAAAAGGUGGUUUAAAAGAAAAUCAAUUGGAUACAUUUAAAAACAGUAUAGCAAAAAAACGUUUGUGCAUUCAGAAUGACGUAAAGAAAUUUUCAGUAGAUCCUAUUGAACUAUUCGACUUGUUUGAUUUUCCAAAAGCAUGUUGUACAAAAAGUUGCGGCAAAAGUAAUGCAGAAAUAUGGUCAGAAUAUAAUGGUAUUGAUGAAGUUGCCUUGUUAAAGGUAGUGGAGAGAAUAAGAAACGGUGCACCCCUCAGAGAUUCAGAUGAAGCGUCGAAUAGCGAUGCUGAGGAUUUUUGUGAGCCUAAAGAGGAUGAAAGCAAUUCGCUAGCAAAAUACGAGAAACCUUAUUUGUAUUUGGAAGAUUUCAGCAAAGAUGAUUUCACAUCGUGCUCUAUCGAACUUCCAAAAUUUGAUUUUGGUAAUGAUUUACUUUUGAAAUGCUAAAUUUAUAAUAUAAUAAUUUGUAGCAGGCAAAUCACAAAUUCAGAAUAUAUUUUAAAUGUAUUUUAAUCGUUAUAUGUAUUCAUGUAAAAUAGUUGUUAAAUUAAAUUAUAUCUAGUUACGUAAAUAAAUAAAUAUCAAUAUAAAUGUGCGUUCCAGUAUUUUAUAAUAAUAAGGAUAACGAUAGCUCGUAUUAACAAUUCUGUUGUAAAAUACACAUAAUAAUCAUAAAUAGUUCAAUAUUGAGUUAUUUUGUAUGUUUUGUGAAGCAUGCGAGUUCGCAGAAAUAAAUUGUAUUGUCAAUUAUGUUAAAAUUUCUAGCUAUACAUACAUAGGUACCUCGAAAAUACAACCAAAUGUAUGGACUUUCGUUGCGGAUUUAAAAUAUUAAAAAUAUUGUCCAUUUGUAUUAACUAAUAACUUUUAUACUAUUCGUAUGGUAAAUAACAAAUAUUUAGUACAUUUGGCAAAGUGAUAAUUGAAAGACAAAAGAAGUUUUUAAACUGAUGUUUACAAAUUUGCAAAUCUAGCUACCUUUUCUUACUAGAAAUAACAUAAAUUAUUUAAGAUUUUUAUUUGGUUUUUAUAAUGAUUACAAAUGUGAUUCGUUGAUUCUGUUGCUUGAAUAUGUGAAAUUUUAUGCUUUUCUAUUGUCUUUCAUACACCCCAUACCAACUAAUUGAGAUAAGCAAACGAGUUAUCAACCAAACUUAUGUUUACUUGUAUUAAUGCAAAUACAAUUACAAUUUAAAGAAAAUCUA